Planococcus citri (citrus mealybug) is the source of this 945-nucleotide messenger RNA. RefSeq names its product ADP-ribosylation factor-like protein 6. The transcript has 2 exons. NCBI's taxonomy places the organism in Eukaryota, Metazoa, Arthropoda, Insecta, Hemiptera, Pseudococcidae. The record is from RefSeq and is a predicted model, not a curated record. Gene Ontology annotation, cellular component: cytoplasm; axoneme. Gene Ontology annotation, molecular function: GTP binding; GTPase activity. Gene Ontology annotation, biological process: protein localization to cilium; vesicle-mediated transport; intracellular protein transport. The coding region runs from base 232 to 804 and encodes 190 amino acids.
GUAUUAAAUCAAAUCCUACACUUUUUGUGAUUGCAUCGAAAUUUCAGUCACUUCGAAAAUCAACCCUUUUGUAUUGGGUCUUUUCCCGAUUUCCCCUUUUAGUCAGGGCAACACUGUAUCAAUACUGCAUCGCAUUUUCGAUACACCCGAUAACAGGUCGUCAACACAACACAAUGCAUAUGAUUGUUUGCCAGUUCUGUUUAACAUAAUGCAAAGUAUCUAGCAGCUAAAAUGAAAAUAAUGGGCAUUUUGGAUAAAUUAAUAAACGCCUUCGGCAUAAAGAAGAAAGAAGCGCGAAUUUUGGUGCUCGGAUUGAAUAACAGUGGAAAAAGCACCUUGCUCAAUCAGCUGAAAAACGAUGAUAACAAAUCGCACAGUGAAGUCGUUCCCACGGUCGGAUUCAAUAUAGAAAAAUUCAAAAACCAAAACAUUGGAUUUACAGCUUUCGAUAUGUCAGGUCAAGGUAGAUACCGGGAACUUUGGGAACACUAUUACAAAGACUGCGAAGGGAUUAUUUUUGUAAUAGACAGCAGUGACAAGCUACGUUUGGCGGUGGUGAAAGACGAACUAGAUUUAUUGAUCCAGCAUCCGGAUAUAUCUCCGAAAUGUAUUCCGAUAUUAUUUCUAGCGAAUAAAAAAGAUCUUCGAGACGCCCUAUCCAGCAUAAAAAUAGCUUCUAGUUUACACCUGGAACGGAUCCAGGAUAAACCUUGGCAUAUUUGUACGACAAAUGCUCUGAAUGGCGAUGGUAUCCAAGAAGGAAUUCAAUGGCUUACGCAGCAACUGUGCGAUAAAAUAAAAUAACGCAAGUUUUCUCCCUUAUAUAUACGAUCAUUUUUCUUCAUCAAUGUAGCAAUUUCAAGUUAUGUAAUAUUAUGUACCUACGCGUAUUUUGUAAUUUAUGUAUUUCAAUUUCUUGUUAUAAAAAUAAAUUUAUAAAUUUUA